AUGGCCGGAGAUGAGGCCGAGCUCGCGCGUAUGGGCUACAAACAGGAGCUCAAGCGUGAGCUUGGAGUCCUGCAGAACUUCGGGGUGUCGUUCUCCAUCAUCUCCGUCAUGACUGGGAUACCAUCUCUAUUUGCGUAUGGCUUGUCCACGGGAGGUCCUGCUGUCAUGGUCUGGGGCUGGGUAAUCGUCUCCUUCUUCACCCUCAUGGUCGGGAUGGCCAUGGCGGAAGUCUGCAGCGCUCACCCUACCUCGGGUGGGCCCUACUUCUGGGCAGCGAUGCUCUCGACACCACGAUCAGCCGCCAUCAUGUCCUGGAUCACCGGCUGGUUCAACCUGCUGGGCCAAGUCGCCGUCACCACCGGUAUCAGCUUCGGCUGCGCAAACUUCAUCUCUACGGUGUGCACGUUCAAGACAUCCUUCGUACCGGAUGCGAAUACGACUAUCGGCAUCUACGCCGCCGUCCUCGUCACCCAGGGCCUCAUUAACACGUUCGGUGUCCACAUCCUCCACCACCUCAACAACAUCUCCGUCUGGUGGCACGCCCUUGGCACGAUCGUCCUUGUCAUUGUCGUCCUCGCCAAGGCGCCCACGCACCAGUCUGGCCACGACGUCUUCCUCAAGUUCAUCGACGGCACCGCGGCGGAUGAGAACAGCAUCGGCUGGGGCGCGAGGGCGAGCAAUGCGUAUGUUGCUGUUAUCGGGAUUCUAAUGGCGCAAUAUACUCUGACUGGCUUCGACGCCAGUGCCCACAUGACUGAGGAGACUCGCAAUGCGGCAAUGUCAGGCUCGAUUGGCAUCGUCAUGGCCAUCGGCGUCUCAGCCAUCCUCGGCUGGUAUCUCUUGCUUGGCUUGCUGUUCUCAAUUCAGGACUACGACGCCGUCGCGAACACGAGCACCGGGCAGCCGGUAGCGCAAAUCCUACUUGAUGCCGUAGGGACGGAUGGUGCCAUUGUGCUUAUGGUCAUCAUCAUUGGCUGCAUGUACUUCUGCGGUACUUUCUCAAUCACAUCCAACUCGCGGAUGAUGUACGCGUUCUCGCGCGACGGUGGCAUCCCUGGCGGCAAGUGGUUCGCCCAUGUCGACAAGAAGUGGAGGUCGCCGAUUCGCACAGUAUGGCUGGCCUGCACCCUCAGCUUCAUCCUCGGACUGCCUAGUCUGGGCAGCGAUGUCGCGUUCUCCGCGGCGACCUCCAUUGCGACGAUCGGCUUGUAUAUCUCUUACGCCAUCCCCAUUGCUCUCCGCGUCAUGAAUCACAAGCACUUCGUCCGCGGACCUUUUCAUCUGGGCGCCUUCUCUUUCCCUGUGGCCAUGACCGCGGUCGUGUGGAUCAUGUUCAUCGCCAUAGUGUUCGUACUGCCGACGAUAAAUCCCGUCAACUCCCAAACGCUCAACUACGCCCCCGUCGCCGUCGGCAUCGUCAUCACCUACAGCGUCGGCUUCUGGCUCCUCAGCGCGCGCAAGUGGUUCACGGGCCCCGUCAAGCAGAUCGAGGCGGAGGCGAUGGGCGUGAAUGUGAUCGAGGGGGAGGAUGAGUUGCAGAGUGAGGAUAUUGUGAAGAAGGUGUCGAGGGAUGGGGUAAGUGAGAAGGAGGGUGCGAGCGAGAAGGAGCCGGCGGAUGUUAGGGUGAAGGAGACAUGA
Messenger RNA from Schizophyllum commune H4-8, 1638 nucleotides. Its product is annotated as amino acid transporter. The coding region runs from base 1 to 1638 and encodes 545 amino acids. Gene Ontology annotation, biological process: amino acid transport; transmembrane transport. Gene Ontology annotation, molecular function: transmembrane transporter activity. Gene Ontology annotation, cellular component: membrane. The record is from RefSeq and is a predicted model, not a curated record. The transcript is spliced from 19 exons. Lineage: Eukaryota; Fungi; Basidiomycota; Agaricomycetes; Agaricales; Schizophyllaceae.